GCCGUUCUCCGACCUUCGUUCCUCCAGCCCUCUGCAACCACACUCGUUUCCUGCGUCCCGUGCCCAAGAGCAGUCUCCAAGUGUCGGUCUCGCGAGCCCCAUAGCUAGAAUCCAGAAUACAAGCCUAGAACUACUUCCCCUUCGUGAAGAAAGAAAGAAAGAAACAUGUCCUACGCACCUGACGGCCGCCUCCUGUCGCCUGGUGAGGUAUACGAAGCGGCGCCCGUGCAGGUCAAGGACGACGAGUGGCAAGAGGACCUGAAUGUUGCUUUGAUCUGCCCCGACUGCAAAGAGAACCCUCCCAAUCUGGUAGAAGAGUUCAGUGCUGGCGAUACAAUCUGCGGCUCCUGUGGUCGCGUCCUCGCCGACAGAAUCAUCGACACCCGCUCGGAAUGGAGAACCUUCUCUAAUGACGACCAAGGUAACGAUGAUCCAUCACGUAUUGGUGACGCUGCCAACCCCCUUCUGCACGGCUCCCAGCUUCAGACUGAGAUCGGUUUUGGUGACGGUGGCAUGAGGGUUCGCGAUCUUUCCAGGGCUCACAACAAGAGCAACCACGACAAGGUCAACAAGGCGCUGCAGGCUGCCUACGGUCAGAUCACAGCGCUCUGUGAUAGUCAGAACAUUAGCAGACCGACGGCCGAAACGGCCAAAAUGCUCUACAAGAUGACGGACGACGCGAAGCUGUUCAAGGGCAAGUCACAGGAUGCCAUCAUCGCCGGCUGUAUCUUCAUAGCCUGUCGAAAGCAUGACCAGCAGCGCAGUUUCCGCGAAAUCUUCAAAAUGACCAACGUGUCCAAGAAGGAAGUCGGUCGCACCUUCAAAGUUCUCGAAGCUUUUAUUCAGAAAUCACAGAACAGCGGUCCAUCAGUCGCCGGCAACGGAGCUGUCAUUGACACAGUCAACCUUCUCAACCAAAAGGGCGGUACCACUGCCACCAGCGCCGCCAGCCUCAUGCCUCGUGCCUGUGCCAAGCUGGCUUUGGGCACCCAGGUCCAAAUGGUGGCCGAAGAGUGUGCCGACCAGGUCGCUCACUAUGGUGUCGCAGCCGGUCGAUCUCCUCUGUCUAUCGCUGGUGCUUGUCUCUACCUGGUUUCACAUCUCAUGGGCCAGCCCAAGUCACCAAAGGAAAUCGGCCUCGCCGUCGAAGUCAGCGACGGCACCAUUCGUACUGCGUACAAACUCAUGCAUAUGGAGCAGGAUAAGAUCAUCAAGGAUGAAUGGAUUGUAAAGGGUGGUGACCGGUCUAGGAUCCCUGCUGCUUAGAUUUUCUCGUUUCAACUACUACACAGGGAACUUGGGGUGGGUGUUGUACGGGUUCACGUUUUGAACAUUUUUUUUCUCUUACUUUUCUUUUUCUUUACUAUCAAACACCCGUUCUUCCUUUUCUUCUCUCAUCAAAAUCAACAUUUCAUGGCAUACGAGGGACUGGAGUUUUAUCUUGUGUUUCAGACCUUUUUUUUAGGUUCUUCGGUUCCUUAUCUCAGGUUUCUUUUUUUUCAUUCUACCUAAGUUGGGAUUUUAACGUCUGGGGAAGGUGAAAGAAAGAUUGAGACGGCCAAUUGCCAUGAAAAAAUAUGAUACCCGGAUAGAUUGGCGGGGAGGUGGGGGCAAACCCGGAAGGAGAAUAUUCAGAUUGUGAAAAAUGGGCGUUUUUUGGUUUUGUGCGGGUAUGAAGUAAUGUGGAUGAGAAACUACUAGACAAGAAAAUGAGAAUGCUGUUGCGGUG
Molecule: messenger RNA, 1729 nt
Organism: Bipolaris sorokiniana ND90Pr
Lineage: Eukaryota; Fungi; Ascomycota; Dothideomycetes; Pleosporales; Pleosporaceae
Exons: 2
Coding region: 166-1266 (366 amino acids)
Biological process (GO): transcription initiation at RNA polymerase II promoter; transcription preinitiation complex assembly
Cellular component (GO): transcription preinitiation complex; nucleus
Molecular function (GO): RNA polymerase II general transcription initiation factor activity; TBP-class protein binding
Source: RefSeq, a predicted model, not a curated record